This is a messenger RNA of Stegastes partitus (bicolor damselfish), 984 nucleotides long. RefSeq names its product stonustoxin subunit beta-like. Bases 1 to 714 code for a protein of 237 amino acids. Gene Ontology annotation, molecular function: protein binding. The transcript has 5 exons. The record is from RefSeq and is a predicted model, not a curated record. NCBI's taxonomy places the organism in Eukaryota, Metazoa, Chordata, Actinopteri, Pomacentridae.
AUGCCAACCAGUGCUCCCAGUACGAGAAUAAUGCCGGCAGCCGGCAGACUUGGGAAAAAACCCAAACAGAAGCCUUCUCCUACAGAAAACAUCCCACACUAUGAGCCCAACAUCCCUGAGCCCACAAGCAGAGCUGAUCUUCUAAAACACUGGAUCAACCUUUCCCUGGAUGACAAGACAGCCAAUAAGAUGCUCUGGAUCACAGAAAAUGGAUCCAAGGUGUUACGCAUGACUGAUAACAUCACAUGUCCAGUGUUGGACAGACCAGAGCGAUACGAACACGUCCCACAGGUUCUUUGCAAAGAAGGCAUCUUGGGCUUCAGAGCUUACUGGGAAGUGGACUAUUCGGGGUGGGUGGUUGCUGGAGUCACCUAUGAAGGAGCAGGGAGGAGGGGAGGCGACGGACCCUGCGGGCUGGGAGAAAACGAACAGUCCUGGGGUCUUGGCUGGGGCGGAUCACACUAUCAAUUGUGGUUCAAUGGCAUUAGCACGGAAAUCUGGGAUAUCCCCAAGUGCACCACCAUCGGGGUUUACCUCGAUCAUCCUGCGGGUGUAGUCAAUUUUUACGCAGUUGAAGAAGCGGGUGAGGGGGCGGAAGGCAGGAAGGAGGUCCGACUGCUGCAGCACAUCAAGAGCUCCUUCAAGGGGAGAAUGCUGCCGGGUUUCUGGGUAGGACAAAAGUCAUCGUGCUUGUUAGUCAAAAAAGAGGAGUAAAGUACAGAAUUUGUAUUUUAAGUUGCCAUUUUCUUUCAUUUCUAUUUAAACCCUGUUUGCAAUACAUUGAAUUCCCAUUUCAAAAAAGCCUCAUAGCUCAUAUAUGCAAAAUUGUUGUAUAUAAAAAGGCAUAUUUAUUAAGCUGCUACUUGCCUUAAAGGUUUAAUAUUGUUUAGUGGUGUCAUAUAUAUCUUGAAGCAUUGUAAAAAAUGUUAAUUCUGGUGUCAUAUUUAUAUUCUGCACUUUAAAAAUGUUUCUUUGUGUGCCUUU